Molecule: messenger RNA, 4429 nt
Organism: Dendronephthya gigantea
Lineage: Eukaryota; Metazoa; Cnidaria; Anthozoa; Malacalcyonacea; Nephtheidae
Product: WASH complex subunit 5-like
Exons: 31
Coding region: 410-3877 (1155 amino acids)
Biological process (GO): actin filament polymerization; endosome fission; endosome organization
Cellular component (GO): endosome; WASH complex
Source: RefSeq, a predicted model, not a curated record
GGGCCCUAACAAGUAUAUCCACAGAAAAUAACUAAUGUGGCACACGCUUGGAAAUGUCAAGAUUUAAACGCCUAAACGUUUUUUAAGUUAUGAUUCUGUUUUAUUUUCGGGGAAUGUUAACGUCCGAUCUUUCUUCCUGAUUUCAAGAUAAUUGGACUUCGGAGUUUGGACUUCAUGUCUACAGUUUUGCGCAUUUUUAAUUGUUUCAUCUUCGUUGAUUCUGUUUCAUUUUCAGGGUAUAUUAAAGUCUUCUCUUCACUCUUGAUUUCAACAAAAAAAUCGGCGGUGUGGGUAAGUGGUUUACCUAUUACCAUAAUAUGUGCUUGUUGUCGUUUAUUGUCGGUUGUUGUCGGUACUUGUCGGUUGUUGUCGGUUCUUGAAGUCACUGGUCACACCGAAGGGGUUCAAGAUGGUGGAUUUUCUGGCUGAAAACAAUCUUUGUGGUCAAACUCUGUUAAAGCUUGUUAGCAGAGGAAAUGCGAUCAUUGCAGAGCUCCUACGUCUUUCAGACUUUAUCCCUCCAGAAUUUCGCCUUGACAACAAAAGAAAUCAGUUGAAAUAUGGGGAGGUCUUAACCGAUUUCUCCUACUUCCGUGGGCCUGAUUUUUACGAAGCAAAAAUCGAUGCAAAGCCAGAACUACAAGACCUUGAUGCAGAAUUUAGAGAAAAUCACAUUGAUAUUUUAACCCGGUUUUUUCUUGCCUUCGAGAGUGUUUAUAAAUAUAUCACUGACUUAAACAGAUUUUUAGAGGAACUUGAUGAAGGUGUAUUCAUCCAACAAACAUUAGAGACAUUGCUUAUUAAUGCUGAUGGAAAACAACUCAUGGCAGAGGCACUGUAUCUUUAUGGUGUAAUGUUAUUGCUUAUUGAUAUGAAAUUUGAUGGUGAAGUACGAGAAAGAAUGCUGGUCUCCUACUAUAGAUACUGUGCUUCAAGGGCAGAUAUUGAGUCAAACAUAGAUGAUGUAUGCAAGCUGCUUCGUAGUACAGGAUUUGCACCUGGAAGAAGACCACCUAAGUAUCCUGAAGAUUACUUUAGUCGUGUUCCAAUAUCUAAAACAUUUAUCAAAAUGCUGGUUGGACGUCUUCGCUCAGAUGAUAUAUAUAAUCAGGUUUCAUCUUAUCCGCUUCCGGAGCACAGGAGCACAGCCUUAGCAACGCAAGCAGCAAUGUUGUAUGUUAUACUGUAUUUUAUUCCUGAUAUUCUUAACUCCCAGCAAGCUACAAUGAGAGAGAUUGUUGACAAACAUUUUCCUGAUAAUUGGGUGAUAAAUAUCUACAUGGGGAUAAUUGUGAAUCUUGUGGAACAAUGGGAACCUUAUAGGGCUGCCAAGACUGCCCUGAAUAACACUGUUGAAUUAGCAAAUGUGAAAGAUCUUGCUGUUCGACAUAUUGGUAAUGUCCAGAAAUUAAAUCUACAGGUUUUGAAGUUUCUCAAGGAAGGCUUUCUUACUGAGGAGUAUGUUCUGGACAAUAUUCCAAAACUAAUGAACUGUAUUCGUGAUUGUAACGUCACGUUACGUUGGGUUUUAUUGCAUACCACUGAUGGAGUUUCAGAGAACCAGAAGCGUUGUCGUGCCAUACGUGAAAUUGUUUUGACAAGCGGUUACAAUGCCAACUAUUGGUUUGAUAUGCUGUUGAAUACGGCACAGUUUGAAUACGUUGUCAAAGAACUUUUUAAAAAAAUGCUCUCACAGAAGCAACAGAAAUGGGAAUUGAGCAAGAAGGAAAGUGUUGACAGAAUCGAUGAACUGGCUGAUGUUUUCUCUGGAGUGAAGCCUCUUACCAGAGUUCAGAAGAACGAAAACCUGCAAGCGUGGUUUAGAGAGAUGUCAACUCAAAUCCAGUCCCUGGAUUACGAAGAUUCGACGGCAGCCGGUAGAAAGAUUGUACAAUUGAUGCAAGCUCUCGAAGAGGUUCAGGAAUUUCAUCAGCUUGAGAGCAAUCUGCAAGUUUGUCAAUUUCUAGCAGACACAAGGAUGUUUCUUCAUCAAAUGAUUAGGACGAUCAAUAUUAAAGAGGAGGUGUUAAUUGUCAUUCAGCUGGUCGCUGAUCUCUCGUAUGCCUGGAUUAUCAUUGACAGUUAUACAGGGAACAUGCAAUCGGGAAUUAAGAAAAGUCCUUCUCUUGUGCGAAAAUUACGAGCCACGUUUCUUAAGAUGGCAUCAGCACUUGAUCUACCCCUCGUUCGGAUCGGUCAAGCGAAUAGUCCUGAUUUAGUCAGCGUGUCUCAAUACUAUUCUGGUGAACUUGUGAGCUAUGUUAGGAAGGUUCUACAAAUCAUCCCCGAAUCAAUGUUUGGUCUUCUUGCACAGAUCAUUCAAAUUUUGAGUAACAAAAUGAAAGAGGUUCCGACGCGAUUGGAAAAGGAAAAACUUCGUGAAUAUGCUCAACUUGAUGAACGCUACAUGGUUGCUCGACUCACGCAUAGCAUCUCCGUGUUCACUGAAGGUAUCCUCAUGAUGAAAACAACACUGGUGGGGAUAAUUAAGGUGGAUCCAAAGCAACUUUUGGAAGAUGGUAUUCGAAAGGAGCUCGUUCGUCAAGUGGCUGGAGCUUUGCAUCAGGGGUUGAUUUUCAAUCCUAAAAUCAAAACGGAACUUCGCCCAAGGCUGAAAGAACUUGGUAAUCGAAUGGACGCGUUUAAGAGAUCUUUUGAGUACAUUCAGGAUUAUGUGAAUAUUUAUGGCCUGAAGAUUUGGCAGGAGGAAGUUUCAAGGAUUAUUAAUUAUAAUGUUGAACAAGAAUGCAAUAGCUUCUUACGAACCAAGGUCUAUGACUGGCAGUCGAUCUACCAAUCAACGACCAUCCCAAUCCCUAUUUUCCCGCCCGUUGACGAAUCCGUAAAUUUCAUUGGACGAUUAGCCAGAGAAAUUUUAAGAAUCACCGAUCCAAAGUCGACGUGUUAUAUCGAGGAAAGUGGAGCCUGGUACGACCUCAAAACUAAAGAAGAAGUUGUAAACUUAAUAUUAUUUCGCGAACUACAGUACAGCGUUGAUUCGUUUGGUUUGACUGGAUUAGACAAACUCCUUUCAUUUAUGAUUGUCAAAGAACUACAGAUGUUUGUACGCAUCGUCCAAGUUUCGCUGAAGAAAGAUACAGCAGUUCGUGGGUUUCUUGAAAACCUAGCUGCGAACUUGACGCCAGUGAAGAAAGUUGUUGCAAAUCCCCUGAAAGUCUAUCCACAAGCUUGUCAAAAGUGUGCCAAGCUAUGGCCGCAGUUUCUUGAGACUAUUAUGAAGAUUGGCCAGAUGCAGUUAUUACGAAGACAAAUUGCAAACGAGUUAAACUUCUCCUGUAAAUUUGACUCGAAACAUUUUGAAAGUAGUUUAAACACUAUGAACCAAUCUUUAAUCAAAGAUAUUGAAGCACAUUAUCAAGAUCCUAAUAAACCAUACCCAAGCGAAGACAGUCCAUUGAUGUCUGAACUGUCGACAUAUCUCGAGUCUGCUGGUGUUCACGAUCCGCUAAAGAAGAUCUAUAUUACAACCCAAAGAACUGGAUUUCUUCCUUUGUUAUCUACGCUAUGUGUCGUUUCUCAAUUACCCAAGUUGGUUUAUGUCAAACACUUAGCUGGUAUGGUCCCACGGAAGCCAGGCGAAGGUGUAGAUUGUGUUCCUUUUAUUGUUGGUAUAAUCACAGCUUUGAAACAAUACCAUGUCGAAACCACUCAUCAAUUCUUAGCCUGUCUUGGACAGUAUAUUAAAUCAUCCGUAGACUCGACUGCAAGUGGGAAAACUGUCGACCUUCCAGAUGAUGUUGUGAAUGCUCUGGCGUUUUUCGAAGAUUUCUUGCACUACAGUAAACUAUCGAGAAAGGUGGCUGAAGAACAUGUUCCAAUGUAUUUACUGGAUCAGUUUAGACAGCAAAUGCCAUAAGAUGGUGCAGAUUUUUCGUUAAUAUAUCGUAAUUAUAAAAUAAUCAUAAUUCAAAAUGUAAAAUGGAUCGAUUUCAGAAUACUAGCAAAAUAUAAAUAUUUCGAUAAAUUUUCAAUAUGCAAAACCACAAUCGUCGAUUCUAACGAAAGCAAUACGUGAAAAGUAAUCAUUUUGUCAACACUGUUAAUAAUUGUUUGUUUAGAUUAAUUAUAGAUAAACAAGUGUAGACUAUGCAAUCCACUAAUCUUUUGUCGUUUUAUAAUUAUUCGGCAAGUUGAAAUUUAUUAAUAUGAACGCUAGACGCUGUUGUCUUCCUGGCGAAAUUUUCUCCCCCAAUUCUCCGCUUUCUUUCCGAGACCCCUUCGGAAGGGCUGAAUGGAGACGAGGGAGAGAAAUUCGCCUGAUUGAUACAAAACUAGUCAGGAAUAUCAUGGGGGAGUUAUAGAGUUUUACAAUAUAUCAAUCUCUGUAUAUAUAUAAAUUUUAUAAACAGUCUGACAAAUUUGCAUUCACGUGUAUUUUCAGAAAAUUGAACGAUGAAAUUGCUAUUUA